AUGUUCAAGCUGCUCUAUUGGCCAUAAAAAAUGGACAAAUGACUAAAAAAGCAGCUUCCAAGAACUACAAGAUACCACGAUCUACUCUACAAUUCCGAUUGAGUUCAAAAUUUAUAAAAACACGUCCUGGGCCCGCAACGGUCUUAACUGACGAAGAAGAAGCGAGUAUUGUUGAAUGGCUUAAGGUUUCACAAGAGAAAGGGUUCCCAAAAAGAAAAGAAGUUAUUUAUGCUGUCCAAGAAUUUUUAAGGCAAAGUAAUAGAGAGCAUCCAUUUGGUAGUGAGGCAAUACCAGGAAAAGGAUGGUUUAGAUCCUUUUUGAAGCGUUAUACCACUUUGACUUUCAGAGCAGUUGAUCCAGUUUCGUCAGCAAGCGCAAAUGUGGCGGUAACAGAUAUUUUUGGCUGGUUUGACUCCAUACAGGACUAUUUGAUCAAAAACCACUUUUUCUCAAGCCUUGAAGAUCCUAGCCGAGUAUUUAAUGGGGACGAAACAAAUUUUUUACUGUGUCCUAAAUCUAAAUCCGUUCUAGCUGCAAAAGGAUCAAGAAACAUUUAUGAAGUUGAUAGAGGCCAAGCCAAAUUGAAUUUAACUGUAAUGUUUUCAUUCAACGCAAUGGGAUCAAUGUGCCCUCCAAUGAUCAUAUAUCCUUAUAAGAGAUUUGAAUCGAAAUAA
This is a messenger RNA of Eupeodes corollae, 674 nucleotides long. RefSeq lists its product as uncharacterized. The transcript has a single exon. Gene Ontology annotation, cellular component: nucleus. The record is from RefSeq and is a predicted model, not a curated record. Gene Ontology annotation, molecular function: DNA binding. Bases 39 to 674 code for a protein of 211 amino acids. Lineage: Eukaryota; Metazoa; Arthropoda; Insecta; Diptera; Syrphidae.